Messenger RNA from Protobothrops mucrosquamatus (brown spotted pit viper), 2573 nucleotides. RefSeq names its product golgin subfamily A member 6-like protein 7. The record is from RefSeq and is a predicted model, not a curated record. NCBI's taxonomy places the organism in Eukaryota, Metazoa, Chordata, Lepidosauria, Squamata, Viperidae. The transcript has 2 exons. The coding region runs from base 48 to 923 and encodes 291 amino acids.
GAUUUGUUCAAAGCUGCAAAAGAACUUUCAGCCCUCCAGGCAAGGUGAUGGCUCCGAAGCCCCAAAAGAAAAAGAAAGCACAGCCAGCCAGGUCCAAGCUCACAGCUUCUAGGGCCGCUGCCCAGGACACCGUGGAAUCCGGGCCAGACAACGCCUUGCUGCUGCCAGUACAACAGGAAUAUGAGAGCGUUUGCCGAAACCUGGAGGAUUUGAGAGGGAGGAGGGCACAGCUGAGGGCACAAUAUGAGUUCCUCCAGCAAGAGGCACAAGACCUCCAGAAUGAGAGCCGGGAGUUUGCCGGCUACCUAGCCAAGCGAACCCGAAGGCGCCAGGGUGUGGUGGUUUCUCUAAGUGAAGAGAACCAGGAGUUGCUGCGCCAAAUCCAGAAGCAGCACCAAGAAGCGAUUGCCCGUUCCCAGGAGCAAGAGGCAGCCCUGCGGGAACAGCUGCUCCAGAAGGAAGCUGAGCUGGCCCGUCUCAGCUCUGAAUUGGAGGGACUGCGUGAGGUUCAAGCCCUGAAACAAGAGCAGACCUCCCACAUUCGGCGGCUGCAGAAGGAGUUGGCGGCUGCGCAGGAGCAGCAUAUGCAGCACCUGGAGGCAGUCAAGAUACGAGCCUUGAGAGAGAAGAUCGCCCAGGAACAGGAGGCAGGGCAGGAAGUGGAGGGCUUGGCUCAGCAGGUGCAACAGUUGGCCUUGCGGUGCCUUCAGGAGCACAGCCAGACAGUUUGCCAGCAGAAUAAGGAGCUGAAGAAGGAGCUGCACCAGCUGGUCCAGCGAGUACAGAAGCUGCAGGAGCAUAAGCACCGAUUGCAGAAACAAUUGGAGCAGCUGUGGCGAGAGCAUGGCUGUUUGCAGGACUUGGCCUAUCUGCGUGGCCGGUUGAGUGGUAGAGCUUCUGGCCUUGUGCGGCAGGAGGAGUGAAACGCAACGGCCAGAGAAACUGCAUUCAGCCAAGACAAUUAGGACACUUGAACACUUAACAGAGGGACUGGCACAACAUGAUUAAUUGGUGUGGUUUCGAUUAUUUUUGGAAGGAGGAAUUCAGUUUAUAAACCUCUGCAGUAAUCCAAUUAGAAAGGGACCAAAAUGUGAACUGUUAAAGAUGAUUCAAUCGGCAAAGGACUUUGGUUGCAAUAUAAUGAUCAAUAGGAAAAAAUAUGGAGAAAUGAAGUUUAUAUUGAACUACAAUCUGUUUCAAAAUGAUGCAUCCUUAGGAAUUAAUGCCUGAGAAAUGGUCAAUGAUGUGUAAAGAAAUUUCAAAUGUAUGUUGGAAAUGUAUUUGUGAAAAGCGUACUUUCUACCAUCGUUGGUGGACCUGUGACAAAACAAAGAAAUAUUGAGACCAAAUCUUUAUUUUAAUUCAGAAGGUUCUUAAAAUAAAUAUAAAACUGAAAGAAGACGUCUUUUGGUUUGCUGGAUAAAGAACUUGGAAAAAAAAAGGAACUUUGUUAUUAUAUAUGUUGACAGCAGCGAGACUUUUAUUUGCACAAAGAUGGAAAGAUCUAUCAAUUCCCACAUUGAUGGAGUUGAGGAGAUGGCAAAAUUGACUGCUUUAAUUAAAAAGAAUUUAUCUAGUUUUUUUUUCCAUUUGGAAACCACUCCUAGAUUUUACUCUCAAAACAGAAAAUAGUGAAAUUUCAAUUUUAAGAUUUGACUUCGUUGUUAUAGAAAUGGUUUGAAUUAACAGAAAUGUAAAGCAAAAAGUUGAGGUUAUAACUUUUCUUAUAAUAAACACUGAUGAAAAUUAAAGAAAGUGAUUGGAUUACCAACCCCAUUCAUGACUGCUAAGUGAAACCAGCCCUCUCAUUCCUUCACUUAGGAUUCUUCAACCCAAACAUUGACAGAGUACCAAGCAUCCUCCAGGCACUCCAGCAGGAUGAACAUCUCCUACCAGGAUAGCAUUGAAAAUAUCCUCAAAUUUAUCCCUUCUAUACAGUUGGAGGAUUAUUGCUUUUCAUGUCCCAUAUGUCAAACAGUAUACAUGCAAGUAUCUCAGUUUCAGAAACCUGCCCUCCAAAACAGUAUCUCAGCUGCUAUUAAGUCAAUAAAGGACUAGAAAAUGCAUUGACACAGCAUAGGGUGUAUGGUUAAGUAUCAACCUUAGGCUUUGCAAAUGUAGCAUAUUUGGCCAAUCGAUGAGACCCUGUAUUAUGCAAAUUUAAAAAAUGGAUUCAUUCAGAAAUCAAGUUAAGCAUGUGUGAAUAUGAGUGGGGAUCAAAUUCCUCUUUCCCAUUAUCAUAGGAGUCAUUUUUUUAUGGAAUUCUGCAUUGAUUCAUGUAGCCCAAGGGUGUCAAACUCGCGAUGUCACGUGACAUUGCGCAACGUAUUGGGCCAGUUUUGCCAUUGCCAGCAAUGGGGUGGGUGCGGCUUCCGGAUGACGUGUCUGGCCUGAAGGCCGGUAAUUUGACACCCCUAAUGUAGCCUAUAUAUAUUAAUAGAUUUAAUAGCUCUUUGUUUAGAUCAUUUAGUGUUUAACUUCAUUUAUUUUAUGUUGUCUGAUUAUUCUUUUCCCAAGGCUAAUAAAAUUGUAAUACGAACCAAUUGGGCUUGACUGAAUACUUUGCCCAAGAG